GACUCUUCGGUUUGUUCUCAAGUAGUUGAUAUCAUUCCAAUUUAUUUCUAACAUAGGUAGCACAUUUGAUUUCAAUCGUACAGCAAAAUUAUAGCUAAUUGGCAAUCGCAACUUGGGAUGUGUGCUUCAUUGACACCAUUAAAUGCGUAACACUACCUAAGAAGUAAAAAAAAACACUACAUGCAUAUCAUGCAUGACCAAAUGCUAGCCAUUUGAUUUCAUCUACACACAGUGACAUUGUUCCUUUCCAAAAUUUCGUUGUAGGACAAAUCCAAAAGGCCAUAUGCGUGCUAAUAAUCUCGCUUAUCAAAAUUGUCAAAAUUUACUAUAAAUAGCGAAAUUGAUUCUAUUCACGUAUGUGAAAAUCGAUUAUAAGCCGUGUAUUUUCCAUCGCACAACAGAGUGAGAGAUCGGACCCAGUGAAAUCAAGUGCGAUGGUAUAAUUUUUGUUGUAUAAUACAAGUUGUUAUCAGGCAUAACGGCUAAGCUGUCAAAUCAAUUCAAAGUGACAUAACCUCGAAAAAGAGUACAUUGUAACAUUGACAUUUGACAAGUCGUGUAUUUAACAAUCAGACUUUAUUUAAAGUCAAUUCUAUCGCACAAAGUUGUUUUAAACUUUUCCGAAAAAAAAUAAAUUCGUCUAGUUAUUUUUGCCCAAAUAAAUUGAAUUUAUCGAAUAAAUUAAGCGCACAAAAUGUCACAACAAGCACCAAAAGUGGCUCAAAGCCUUGGCCAAAGGUUUUUCAAUAAUUUAAAAAGUAAAGAAUUCCGAGACUACUUGAUGAGCACGCAUUUCUGGGGUCCAGUCGCUAAUUGGGGUAUUCCGAUCGCUGCAUUGGCCGAUAUUCGCAAAGAUCCACAAAUCAUUAGUGGCAAAAUGACACUUGCUCUGACACUGUAUUCUGCUGUUUUUAUGCGAUUCGCCUGGAAAGUACAACCACGUAAUAUGCUAUUAUUCGCGUGUCAUUUUACAAACUUCUCUGCACAAGGAACUCAAGGAUUCAGAUUUAUAAAUUACAAUUAUUUAACAAACGACAAAUCGAAACAAUCUCAAUAAUAUUUAUCAUCAACUCACUGAUUUAGAUGUUAUAUUUAUUUUGUUACGAGAUUUUAAAAAAAAUUGUUUCCAUUAUUAUCCGUGCAAAUACAUAUAUUCGGUAGGUUCUUCUGUUUCUCUUAAUUUUGUCUCUUCCAAAAAUUCAAUUCAAUUUAUAGUGACUAUUUAAAUUCGCGACAUAAACAAUUGGAAUAUUUUAACGUUACAAAAUAUAUGGUAAAUUUACACUAUGAUUCAAUAAAAUUAAGUCGUUCCGUAGAAA
Sitodiplosis mosellana (orange wheat blossom midge) is the source of this 1319-nucleotide messenger RNA. RefSeq names its product mitochondrial pyruvate carrier 1 (gene Mpc1). The record is from RefSeq and is a predicted model, not a curated record. Bases 695 to 1057 code for a protein of 120 amino acids. Lineage: Eukaryota; Metazoa; Arthropoda; Insecta; Diptera; Cecidomyiidae. Gene Ontology annotation, cellular component: mitochondrial inner membrane. The transcript is spliced from 3 exons. Gene Ontology annotation, biological process: pyruvate import into mitochondria.